AUGGACAAUGGACGGUGGGCCUGCGGUGGCCUGCUCAACAGUCCCACAAGCGAGCGGGUCGCGGUCCCCUGGGACCUGACAGAUCAUGGCCCCCUGGUUGGCCACGGCAGACGACGCUCCGACGCGCGCCACACGACGCCAGUCGUCGUCGUCGGCUCUCACUUCGCGGCCUGCACCUGGACCGUCGCCUUUGGCGAGCAGCAGCCGUCGACCCACCACGACCGAGUAUACGAGCAGCAGCAGAAUGACUUGGUGCCGACGGAGAGCGGACAUCUUUCACCCAUUGGCCCCUCGCGCGCAACGACAAAGGGCUGGCGGAUCGCGCCAAAGGACAUACUAGCAGGCAGGAGUCGGUACCGCGAGACGAGCAGACACGAGGUGGGUGGCAUGGUCGCGGACGGGCGGCAUGCAUCGUUCCGUAUAUAUGCCUCGGAACCCGGAUCCCCCGCCGUCGUGGGCGCAUCGGAAACAGAGCAGGACCGCUGCGUCGCCUCUCCCUCGAACGACGGUCGGCUGCGCAUGCGGCUCUACAGCGGCACACGGUGGCAUGACGAGACGUCACAUGUCGUCGGCACGAAGGGAAACUUGAUGACGAGGCGGGAAACCUGUUUUCGGAAGAAAACGACGACGGCGAUGAGGAGAGCGACGGAGCAGAGGGGGAGCCGGAUCAUGACUCUGCACCUGGCUCCGACGGCUUGCAACAAGGAGGUGGAGGAGCAGCCGAGGAGGACGAGGACGGCGGCGGCCAGAAGGCAGGGACAUGUGCGGCAUCAGCGUACGAGGGACGACGAAGACGACGACGACGACGACGACGACGACGCAUCGGGCAUACGAUCGGCGGCGAACAAAAAGUGCGCGCACGCCACCACGCACCAAUGCCCGUACCUCACAGACUCCAACUCGACGCUCUGCGCGCCCUGUUCCGAGGCCGUGGCAAAGGGCCAGCCUUGCGGCUGA
Drechmeria coniospora is the source of this 957-nucleotide messenger RNA. RefSeq lists its product as uncharacterized. The record is from RefSeq and is a predicted model, not a curated record. NCBI's taxonomy places the organism in Eukaryota, Fungi, Ascomycota, Sordariomycetes, Hypocreales, Ophiocordycipitaceae. The transcript is spliced from 4 exons. Bases 1 to 957 code for a protein of 318 amino acids.